AUGGAUGCUGAAUUCAAUGGAACAUUUAUAACUCUUGGUGGCUUAGUAGACCUGGACCAAUACAGAUAUCUUUACUUUGUCAUCUUUUUAACAUUAUAUAUUCUCAUCCUCUUUACUAACGGCACCAUUAUAUGUGUGAUCUGCAUUCACAGGAACCUUCACGAGCCUAUGUACAUUUUCAUUGCUGCUUUGUCACUCAACUCUCUUUUGUUUAGCACUGCUAUCUACCCUAAACUUUGCAUUGACGUCCUAUCUCAAAAACAGACCAUUUCUCAUUCAGCAUGUUUGUUUCAAUAUUUUCUUUUCUAUUCAUUUGCAAAAUCAGACUUCCUACUGCUGUCAGCCAUGGCUUAUGACAGGUAUGUGUCUAUCUGCAAACCUCUGCAGUAUCCAACUAUCAUGGGAAAAAGAACUGUCGUUGUCCUCUUGACUUUGGCCUGGUGUGCAGAAGUCAGGAAAAAAGCUUUAGAGACAUGUUUACCUCACCUGAUUGUUUUAUUCAGCUUUGUUUAUCUUCCAAAAAUUGUACAUUUGAUAAUGACUUUACAAAUAGUUGUGUAUAGUCCUCUGUUCAAUCCAAUCAUAUAUGGAGUGAAAAUGAAGGAAAUUUGGAAACACAUCAAGAGAUUGUUUUGUCAACUGUGGGCAGCCUUGGACGGAGUCAGCUCUCUUAAUCAGUUUAUUAAGUCUGUUCAUGUCUCUGACCGUGCUGGCCACACCCCAGCAAACGACGGCAUAGAACAGCCGCCACAGUGUCGUAAAAAAUGUGCAGCCAACCUGAAGGACCUCAGUCUCCUCAAGAAGUCUAGGCGACUUUAA
Molecule: messenger RNA, 819 nt
Organism: Entelurus aequoreus (snake pipefish)
Lineage: Eukaryota; Metazoa; Chordata; Actinopteri; Syngnathiformes; Syngnathidae
Product: olfactory receptor 11A1-like
Exons: 4
Coding region: 1-819 (272 amino acids)
Biological process (GO): G protein-coupled receptor signaling pathway
Cellular component (GO): membrane
Molecular function (GO): G protein-coupled receptor activity
Source: RefSeq, a predicted model, not a curated record